AGACGACCGACACAACAAGCUACCACCCAAACUCGUGGCCCUGCGCCUCGGGUAGAAGCAUACGACCAUCCCACAACCACGCCGGAUAUGAGGUGGAAAAAGAAAUAUUUAAGAGUGGUGAAGCCUGAAGGGGGGAGAUACAGUCCUUCCAGUCCCUCCCAAUCCCACCGGCGAGACUUGGCAGACCAAAGGCCGUGCGCAAAAUCGUCAAUCGACAGGCAAAACCCGCACCGUUGCCGCGAAUAACGCACCCAGGGACAUUGCAGAGAUGCGAGUGAAAAUGCGAGCGGCCAAGCAAAGAAAAGAGACACUUGCAGAUGAUAAAAUGCAAAGUGCCACGGGAGAAACUGGGAAGGACCAAUUUCACGGCUACUUGCAGCUAUUGUAUCCUUCUUGCGCCCCAUCCCCCCCCGGUCCGAAGUCUGUGUGGUGUUUAGAACAUCCUUUUCUUUCUCAGGUUGAUCAUCACACCUUUUCUCACUCCAGUCCGUCCGUCCGUUCCCGUCGACGGGAGGCCCCCCUUUUUUCCCUUCUCCACAAUCUCACCGGUUUACCGGGAUUUCACCCACACCUAGUUGUACUGGUCCUACUACCAGCAACAAGAUCCGUCCAGCGUUUUGUUUUCAUUUCCAACCUCCCCUCCCCUUACCCCUUGCCCAUCCCGCCGCAUCCAUGUGCGAUGGGAGGCAAGAUUGUGUUUAGUGAGCAUCAUUUGUCGGUGGUGUUGGAGAGUGGACACACACCCAGAUUCGAGCAACAGUCAACUGGAACGGGAGUCAUACUUCGGCUUGAAACCACUCAUUUGAACCACAGUACCAUCAUACUCAAGCCUCACACUAUAUCAAGAUGGGGCGACGGAAGAGGGCGUCAGGUAGUAAAAAGGCAGAAGAGGAACGAGAAAGGAGAAAAGAACCGCUGGCCCUCCUUCUCAUCCUCCCUUCCUCUGUCCUGUCUCUAUGCUUCCCUUCAAAACCUCGCACACCAGAAACUCAUCAUCCCGUCAAAUCACAGCCCGCUGCGAGGUCACACGACAUUAACGCCCGUUAUUGCUUCUUUUCCAACAUUGUGUGUGUGGAAGGAGUGUAUGGAUAUGGAUGCGUAUGGUGUAGUGUGUAUGAAUGGGUCUAUCCGGCCCCCUCUCCCCCUUCCAUAAUGUGUCAAACGCCCGACUUGGCAACUUUGAUGAAU
Messenger RNA from Colletotrichum godetiae, 1188 nucleotides. RefSeq lists its product as uncharacterized. The coding region runs from base 269 to 1153 and encodes 294 amino acids. The transcript has a single exon. Lineage: Eukaryota; Fungi; Ascomycota; Sordariomycetes; Glomerellales; Glomerellaceae. The record is from RefSeq and is a predicted model, not a curated record.